AUGAAGAGGUUUGUAAAACGUCCAAUUUACAUUCGCCUAGACACGAGUAAAGCAACCAACAGGGAUGAUGGCGUGAACGUAACAGUUUUUUUGUAUAAUACCUGUGCUGCCUCUGGUGUAAAAGAGGCCGUGAGACAAGCCAUAAGAAUACCAUUUAACCUUAAUACGACCGAAAUUAUUAUUGACUAUGUAUCGUAUGAUCGAAACGUUACGUUGACUGAACUUCAAGACACGGAAACUAGUCCAACAAUAGAUGUUCGAGAUUUAUUUACGAUAACUAAUAAAGGAUCUGUUAUGUGGAAAUCUUUACCUGCACUGAUAAUCCUCGAAAUGGACGCAUACGUGGUUAAAAAUACUGUGAUAACUACAAUGGGCGCGGAAUGUAAAGAAGUCUCGUCUAAAAGCCUAGUGAUGUUAAAGUGUUUUGUAAAUCUAGAACCAAAAUCGACAUUUAAAAUAACGAUUAUAAGAAGUCUGCUAAAAGAAAAAAUCAUGGAAAUCUUUGAUAGCGAAAAAAUUAGUAUAAAUUCGACGUAUACUCUGUUUCUGGAGCCGACUUUACAAACUCUUAACAAAACAUUUACAACAAUGCUGUACUUUCAAGUGGACACGAGUUUCGGGAGCAAUAAAUACUAUAUGAUCGCGUUAGCUGUUACAGUGGCGUUAUUUGUUCUUGUUGUAAUCAUAAUUAUCUUAUACAAGGUUGGCUUUUUCGAGAGGAAAGAAAAGACCAAAUUAGACGCGCUGAAAGAGGAGAUAAAGCAGAAGAGUAUCCGUCGACCCAAUCGUGAUGAUGUAGCGGAUACACUCCAAGAGAACAAUCAGGGCAACAUAGAAGUAGUUGAUGACAUACCCUUACAACUAAUGGAUUUUCAAGACACGCGAGAUUCAUCGUCUUUGAUUCAAAACUAGGAGAUAAAGAAGAGAUGAAGAGAGAAACUUAAAUUUAAGAUAUUAGUUGAUACCUAAUAAAAAAUUUAAGUUUGGAAAGAAUUAAAUAUUUAGUUGCUAUUUAUUCGGUCGUUUGAUUUUAUCUAUUAUUACAAAUAAUUAAAGUAUUGUUUUUUUUUUGUCACAUUGUUAUUUCUUAGAUAUUUAUAAUAACUUCUAAAUGAGAUAACGGAAGAUUUGUUUGUGAAAUAAUUUCUUCAUAUUUUAUAACCGAUUUCAUAUUAUAUUUUGUGUAAUAUCAAUAAAACUUCUUCUUAAAAACCGCAA
Melitaea cinxia (Glanville fritillary) is the source of this 1218-nucleotide messenger RNA. RefSeq lists its product as uncharacterized. Lineage: Eukaryota; Metazoa; Arthropoda; Insecta; Lepidoptera; Nymphalidae. Bases 1 to 912 code for a protein of 303 amino acids. The record is from RefSeq and is a predicted model, not a curated record. The transcript is spliced from 10 exons.